This is a messenger RNA of Striga asiatica, 423 nucleotides long. The record is from the annotation of a GenBank genome assembly. Lineage: Eukaryota; Viridiplantae; Streptophyta; Magnoliopsida; Lamiales; Orobanchaceae.
AUGGUGUGGACACUAGACUUGAAAGCAAAAGUUUCGAGCAUGCAAGCAUUAAAGAGGCAACAAUGGAUGGUAGCCCAUAUGGCUGUGGCAUUGGGGUCGAUCAUUCAAGGGAUCAGCGAGGCACAAGAAUCAUCUGCAGAGUUGAAAAGGCUCCGGGCUAUGCAUGGGCACUUGCGAAGAACGCCAGAGAGUGUUGGCAGAGCGACCUUCGGGGAAUCAGUGGUGCUGACUGUGGACAAGGAUCGACUGGAGGAGAACGUGAAGGACGUCAAGGUUCGUCAUGCGUGCCAGAUUGUGGAGAUGAUGCAUGAGAGUGAGGUGAUGAAGAAGAACCACACAACAGUGAGCCAUUUGAACAUGAUGUUGGCCAAUGUCCGUCACGAGCUUGAGGAAGAGAGGGCCGUUUUCCACGCAGUUCAAUGA